UUGCUCGCCGUAGUUUGGCGGCCGGUCGUGAGAAUGGUGCGUACCGUACAUGAACAAAGAGAAAUAACUGUUUGCAAGUGUCAAGUAGAUAAUGUCGUCUGAGCUUUCUAAAGUGCAAGUGGAAUAUAUCAGUGAGGACAAAAUAAUAAAGGAGGGCUGCGGCACCCAGUCGCCCCUAGCAUUACUGGCAGCUACCUGCAGCCGCGUGGGCGCUGCCACUAUGGGGCCCGAUCAGCAGCAACAGGAAAAAGAGCAACAACAACAACAACAACAACAGCAACAGCAGCAGCAACAACAACAACAACAACAACAACAACAACAACAACAAGCUCAGCAACAACAGCAACAAGCUCAGCAACAACAACAGCAGCAACAACAACAACAGCAGCAGCAGCAGCAGCAGCAGCAGCAACAACAACAACAACAACAGGUUCAGCAAGCUCAGCUUGUCCAGCAUCAAGUGCAAGGGGACGCUGCCACUCUUGCUGCCAUACAGCAACAAUAUUUGCAGCAACAACAACCACAAUUGAGAGUCAUCAGUACUGCUGUUGUGCAACAACUCAGAGCUCAAGGGCUAUCGGGCAAUGAACUGUCAGCAGCAAUAGUCAAUGCUGCAAGUACUGUUCCUAAUGGCAUACAAGUACAGCAACCUCAGGUGAUAUCGAUGCAACAACUGCAGUCGCUAUUGGGCGGUGGAGUUGUAUCUAGCGGGGAGGGAGCCACAUAUCAGAAUGCCCCACAACAGCUGUUGCAAAUACACCCUCAGCUACUACAGCAACAAGCUGGAGGGGUCGGGGGUGUUUAUGGCGGUUGUGUUGUGGGGGGUGUUGCGCCUCUGCAGGCUGUUACUGUGGACGGACAAGACGCACUGUUUAUCCCGGCACACCACGCACAGAAUUUCUCAGGCAUGGGUCAAGUGAGUCUUGUAAAUGGACAACUAGUGAGGACUCCGGUUCUGCCGGCUGGAUUCCUGCAAAAUGUCAUGCAUUUACCUGCAGAGCAACAGGCCACCCUCACCAUACCCGGUACUAACUUAACAAUACCGAUAAGCGCUUUGACCGGCAAUCAGAUGAUAACGAUCCCGGGCACGAACAUAUCUAUCCCUGCGGGCGGGAUUCAAAUCCCGACAAGUCAAGCGAUAUCGAUACCUAGCUCCACGAACGUACAAUUGCCGGAGGUGAAGUCACCCGCCAGUCCUGCGGGGCAAGGUGGAGGCGUGGCGGUGCGCGGGGGCGUGGGCGGCGUGGGCGGCGUGGGCAUGGUGCCCGUGCAGGUGCCCGUGAGCGUGGCCAACGGGCACACGGUGUACCACACGGUGCACGUGCCCGUGCACGCCUCGCACCUGCAGAUUAUACCGCAGUUGCAGCAGAUGCAAGCGCAACCACAAGUCGCCAACGUACUGACGCCUUCUGGUCAAAUACAACAGAUACAAAUUGCGUCCUUAGGGAAUGUCCAGCAGGGCGGGGCGCAGGGCGGGGCGGCGCAGGGACAGCCCACCAUCACUCUGCAGACUGCACUCGUUAACGCUGCUCGGAAGGCGGUACCGAAUCAAAUGCAAGAGAAUCAAGUUCAACAGCCGACUAUCAUAACCAGUACUCCGGGGCAACAGCUCACCGUCAUACCCACUAGCAAUGUGAGGACGGCCAAUGUUGUACAGAUGCCGACGCUGGGCGUGGGCGGGCUGGGCGGCGUGCAGCUGGUGAGCGCGGUGGGGCUGCCGGGCGUGCAGCUGGCGCAGCUGCCGCAGCCGCAGCCGCAGCCGGCGCCGCAGCCCGUCAUCGAAACGCCAUUCCCCGGUCAGCAAAUCCAGCAAGAUCCAAACGAGCCUGGCAAGUGGCAAGUAGUGACGGUCAGUGCGGGUAACUCAACUGCGACGGAGUGUGAAGCGAUCAAAAACAGGCCCACAAGUCCCAAUGGUGGAAAGCGUUUGAUGAAACGCGUGGCUUGCACGUGUCCUAACUGUGAUCAAGGAGAAAACCGUUUAGUAGAUAGGAAGAAGCAACAUGUUUGUCACAUACCAGGCUGUAACAAAGUCUAUGGAAAGACAUCUCACCUAAGGGCUCAUUUGCGUUGGCAUUCUGGAGAACGCCCCUUCCUUUGUAAUUGGCUGUUCUGUGGAAAAAGGUUUACUAGAUCGGACGAGCUUCAAAGGCAUAGAAGAACCCACACUGGCGAGAAACGCUUCGAAUGUCCGGAGUGUAGCAAACGCUUCAUGCGUUCCGAUCACCUCGCUAAACACGUGCGAAUACAUACUAAGAACCGGAUUACGGAGGUGGCAACAUCAACACAGUCCAUGUACUCUGAUUCGGGCGAUGACAGCUGUGAUGAUAAGAUGAUGCUCACAAUCGAGACUAUGCAUCCCGGAGGUGAUGAAGAGAAACUGGUGAUGAUACGACCAGGCCAGGUGAAGAUCGACCCUGACCACAUCGAUAGCUAG
This is a messenger RNA of Melitaea cinxia (Glanville fritillary), 2437 nucleotides long. Its product is annotated as transcription factor Sp4-like. Gene Ontology annotation, biological process: regulation of transcription by RNA polymerase II. The record is from RefSeq and is a predicted model, not a curated record. Lineage: Eukaryota; Metazoa; Arthropoda; Insecta; Lepidoptera; Nymphalidae. The transcript has 18 exons. The coding region runs from base 92 to 2437 and encodes 781 amino acids. Gene Ontology annotation, molecular function: DNA-binding transcription factor activity, RNA polymerase II-specific; RNA polymerase II cis-regulatory region sequence-specific DNA binding.